Aspergillus aculeatinus CBS 121060 is the source of this 459-nucleotide messenger RNA. RefSeq names its product Bys1 family protein. The annotation marks the transcript as partial. The record is from RefSeq and is a predicted model, not a curated record. The transcript has a single exon. NCBI's taxonomy places the organism in Eukaryota, Fungi, Ascomycota, Eurotiomycetes, Eurotiales, Aspergillaceae.
CCCCUCCCAAACCCCCCAAUCAAACCCGCCAACGCCACAAUCCACAACGCAUGCCUCUUCCCCAUCUACCUAACGCCGGUCUCCUCGACGACGCCCCCGGAAACCUGUCUGCCCCAAAACACCACCUGGACGGAACCGUACCGCCACGACGCGCAGACCGGCAGGAUCAGCCUGAAGCUCACCACCGUCGCGAACGGGCUGUACACGGGCGCGCCGCAGACCAUCUUCGCGUACAACUACCUCGAGCGGCCGGGCCAGGUGUGGUUCGAUCUGUCGGAUGUGUUUGGGGAUCCGUUUAGGGGUUAUAGAGUUAGGUUGGGGCCGAUGGGGCCGAUGGGGCCGGUGGGGCCGGGGAGUGGGAAUGCGUCGGAGAUGAUUGUUUGGGAGGAUGGGGUGCCGCCCCGGGGUAGUCAGGUGAGGGUUGUGGGCGGGGAGGUCGGGGUGGGGUUGGGGGUUUGU